Molecule: messenger RNA, 192 nt
Organism: Phytophthora nicotianae INRA-310
Lineage: Eukaryota; Oomycota; Peronosporomycetes; Peronosporales; Peronosporaceae
Exons: 1
Coding region: 1-192 (63 amino acids)
Source: RefSeq, a predicted model, not a curated record
AUGGCAGGUCUGUGGAGCAGCGUGGGCGUGCUGCUAUGGAUGAACUGGCGCGUGAAGCAGAGCGAGAGCCGAUUUAACCGCGAGCGGCUCGGCAAACGCUGGCUGUACCCGGUGCUCAUUACGGACAUCAUCAUCCUACUGGGGCUUAUUCUGCUGCUUAUCCAGAAAAUGUGCGACUACAACGUGCAGUAA